AUGCUCGCCACGCGCGUCGCCACGCGGCACAUUCCCUCGGGCGUCAAGUCCAAGGCGCGCGGCCAUGCCGGGCGCCGCGGCCCUGCUAAGCCGCGCAGCAUGCCCGACCCCAGGCAGCAGGGGCAGCCCGAGGAGCGCUCCGGCAUGCGCGACCCGCGCGAGCCGUCGUCCGCGCGCGCGCGUGCGGUCACCCCCGAGGAGCUGGAGCGCAUUUGGGGCAGUGGGCACGCCGGCACGGGCGGCGGCGGCGAGGGCGGGCCCGGGGACGACCAGGAGUCGUCGGUCCCGGAGCCGUCGGCGCUGGAGCAGGCCGUGCUGAUGGCGUGGCAGGCCGGCGCCACGAAGGGGACCGUGGCGGUGCUGAGCGGCUUCCUGCUAGGUCUCGAGGGCGCCGCUGGCUGCCGGUUCGACCUCGCGGACCUCGGUGUCGGCAUGCUCCUCGUGCUUCCGACGAUUCUGGCCGACGCCGCCGUCCUGGUUCCGGACCACGGCGCGGCGGACGACGGUGUGCCUGCGGGCGGGGCCCUGCUGGUCGUUAGCGACGACUCCGCUCCGGGCGGCGAGGUGGUGAACGACGGGGGCGCGAACCGGCCUUCUCUGUUCGUCCGCGCGCUGCGGGACGCGCAGCGCACCGAAGCGUUCGUCAACCCGGGCGUCGGGAUCCCGUUCCUGUCCGAGCUGGUCGUCAUCCUCUCGUCCGCGACCGCCGAGGAGCUCCUCCAGCGGGGCGUCGGCGUCGCCUUCCUGUGCCACUGGUGGGCUGACCGCCUGUACGAGGCUGGCCUGGACGACGUCGUCGCGCAGGUGCCGCCGCAGGGCCUCCUGGGGGUCGUCCCGGGCGGCGCCGAGCUGCACCUGGGCGUGCUCGCGGCCUGGCUCGCGGUCGGGAGCUUCCUCGGCAUCGAGGCCACGGGGCAAGUGCUCAGCGUCCAGCGCGCACAGAGGGCGCGGGGCACGUCGGCGGGCGGCGCGCUCUCCGUGCUCCCGCGGCCCGGCCAGCGCUCUGGCCUGAGCAAGGAGGAGGUGGCGCAGAUGGAGGCGGCUGCGCGGUCGAUCAAGCGGGACAUGGUGGAGCAGGGCCUGGCCACCGACGCGCUGAUGGCGUUCCGGGCGCUGCUGGACGCGGCGUGCCUGAGCGCGGCGUACGCGGCGACGGGGAACCUCGCGGCGUCGAUGGCGGCGGCGGUGGUGUCGCAGGCGAUCGCGGCGGUGUUCCAGCGGCGGGCCCUCAGGCGCAUCAUGCUGGCCGACAGCGCGCGCAUGCUCAAGGUGCAGGCGCGGCUCCGGAAGGCCGCGCAGAAGGCGGCGGAGGACGAGGAGGAUGGCGCGAAGUGA
Pedinophyceae sp. YPF-701 is the source of this 1335-nucleotide messenger RNA. NCBI's taxonomy places the organism in Eukaryota, Viridiplantae, Chlorophyta, Pedinophyceae. The record is from the annotation of a GenBank genome assembly.